Schistosoma mattheei is the source of this 1597-nucleotide messenger RNA. The record is from the annotation of a GenBank genome assembly. Lineage: Eukaryota; Metazoa; Platyhelminthes; Trematoda; Strigeidida; Schistosomatidae.
CUGAAGGUCAAUCGUGCAAAUGACCUACAGUCGGCCUGCGGUACUGUUUUGAGCUGGCAAUGUCUGCUGAUAUGAAAACUGUUCUGGCUUCCAAACAUUACGGUUUUAUGGGAUCUGGUAAUAUGUCUCAAGCAUUGGUCAAAGGUUUUCUAGCCUCAAAUGUAGUCACUGGUUCGCAAGUUACAAUGACUGAUCGGUAUGGUUUAUCAUUUCCAGAUGCAGAGUUUCUGAUACCGCUGAAAUCUCUAUGUUCUAAAUAUGGAGUAGAAUAUAUACAAACAAAUGAACCAAUGGUUGAAAAAAGUGAUGUCGUGUUCGCCUGCGUUAAACCACACAUAUUACUGCCAGCUCUAAAAAGUCUAUCCGAUCGUUUAAAUGAUAAACUUUUGGUUUCUAUUGCUGCAGGGAUUACACUAGACCAAAUACAACAGGCUGUGCCGAAAUCUACUCGAAUUAUCCGUAUUAUGCCUAAUACACCGUGUCUGGUCGGUGUUGGUACUGCAGUGUAUGCACAUACAUCUUCUGUUACUGAUGAAGAUAUUAAUUUGAUUUCUGCCUUAUGUUCAUCAAUCUUUCCUGUAUUUGAAGCUAUCCCGGAAUCUUUAUUUAAUGCAGCUGUUGGAGUAUCAGGAUCAUCUCCUGCUUAUACAUUUAUUCAUGAUUAUCUCCAUCUAUUUUUUCCUCCUGAAAUCGUUAUUUUGUCUAUAUUGCUAAUUCAAGUAACUUUUUUAUUCACCAUCUUCACAAUUGUCACAUGUUCUUUAUUCGUGUCAUCCUUAAUCACAUUGCAUUCAUUUUCUAAAUACAAUAACAUAAUUUAUGAUUCAUAAAUAUGCAUAAUUUUGUGGCCUAAUAACAUUUCAAUUACUUUAAUGAUAAAAUAUCAAUUCAUUGUUUAUAUAAAUGUUACUUUCUCACUGUAAUCGAAAUUCGUUUUAGAUUACUUUUUUUCACAUAGUAUUACAUGUGUGUGUGUGCGUUUUUCUCCAGAAUAAUUGUCUGAAAUAUAUCCAUAAAAUUUAUUAUAUGCUAAUUAAUUUCACUAUAUCAUGAGUUAAUUUAUUCUUGAAGAAAAGCCAUUCAUUACAGAUUCUGAAAAUCAUUGAUGAAGUAGUUUCUAUUCUAAAAGUAGAUAACUUUUGGAUUCCUUAUGAUAUUACGUAAUGUAGUUAUCGAAUAGUGAUAUAUAUUGUAUAGUCUUCGUCUCUAAUAGUCCUCAGUUUCUAAUGCUGUUGAGACCGAUUAUAUGACUAAAUUUUUCUUGUAUUACCUUGAUCCGUCGCAGGAUCAUGCGUACGCCUUUCUGAGGAAUCCUAUACUAGGACGAAAUAUCUGUCCAGUAGUGUUUCUCACUUUUCCCAUGUACCCUAACUAAGUUCAAUCUGUAACAAAUAAAAUAAUCUUCACUAAACAAGAAUAUGUACGUGUUAUCAUUGUUAUUAAAUUCAAAUCAUUAUCACUUAAUAAUUAUUCUAUUCCUUUUUUCAUUGAUUAUCUGAAACUAUAAUUGCAUUUUGAAAUGUAUAAUUCUUAUUUUUUUGUCUACUUUUUUCUCCAUCAUUUCGUAUUAUAGAUUUAUAUGAUCACUGAAGCAAUU